Microplitis mediator is the source of this 2253-nucleotide messenger RNA. RefSeq lists its product as uncharacterized. The transcript is spliced from 4 exons. The record is from RefSeq and is a predicted model, not a curated record. NCBI's taxonomy places the organism in Eukaryota, Metazoa, Arthropoda, Insecta, Hymenoptera, Braconidae. The coding region runs from base 650 to 1909 and encodes 419 amino acids.
GAUUCUCUGUCAGUUUCAGGAUCAUUUUGAUUUCUAGCGCAGCCUAGUCAUUCCUCGUCAUGUUUCGGCCAGUUUCGGCCUCGGAACAGCUGAUAUUUUAAAAAAUAAAAAUUUUGGUGGGAACUGCGGCACCAAUGUAUUAGUAGCGUAACCUGCGUCGUAGAUAAUGGUGGUUUCAUUAAAUUUUUAUAUUUAAAUAAAAUUUUUGGAAAAAUAAUCACAUAAGAUGAAACUAAUUUUUGAAACAGAGCCCAGGGCAUUUGACUGCCCAGAAUCGGUCCUCAGGAAAGUCGGUGAGAACGAAAUCGCACAAGAUGGUCGCGCGACCAAUUUGAAGGUUGACGGCUUUUCCGAUGGCCCUGGUGCUUCUGUAGAAGUCAUCAAAGCGCUGUUGGGGCAGCAACAUCUUUGGGUGCCGCCAUGCAUUUUUUACUAUGGGCAGAGCGGUUGCGGGAAGUCAUCAUCAAUUCUAAAGACUGGUGGCAUCUUAGAGCUUUGGUUCGGGGGCAAGGGUAAUGCGGAAGUAAGCAUCGUGGAGUAUGGAAUGGGCAAGUUUUUAGAUCUCACCACUGCACAUUUGCGAAGUCUAGCGCCAGUUGGUGAAGAUACUAUGACAUUCAACAACCGACCCUAGACUCCACUCUCCGAUAUGCAAACGGUGUUGCUUAGGGGGACUCCCACAGCCAAGACCUUGAACAGUGAUCGUUCAUCGCGAGCCUUCACUUUGUUUCUAUUGAGAAGCAAAGUUACAGGUGAAAUGAUCUUGGUUGUGGAUAUGCCUGGGACAGAAUGCAUCACAGCAAUCAAUGUCCCGGGUGUGAGUCCGCAGGCCCAACAAGCCAACAUCGGCACCAGAAGGGCAUACAUGGUAGAAUUGAGUAUGAUCACCAAAUGCCUUUCUGGUAACAGUGGAGCGCUCGCGGAGUGCAAGUUAUUAAAGAAUAUCUUUAGUAACAUGUACGUCCGCGAUAAAUCGCUCGUUGGGUCCUUGCUGAAGGUGUUUGUGGUGCUGCGUACCAAAGCUCCACUGACGGACAACAAUGUUCGGGAGGUUGUCAGCUUCCUUUCGCAAGUGGCAUCCUCUCGAACUGGACGAUUGGAGUGGAGGUCGCUGUCCACAACACCGAGAGGGGCGACGCGGUCACGAUCUGCCAGUCCACGGCCUGGUACAUCAAGGGAAGUCGAGCUGUUGUCUGACCACGUCUCUUGUAAGAGGGACAUACAAACACAGCUCGAGCAGACGAUUAAUAGUCUUAAUAAAAAGGUGACUAAAUUGUGUGUCAUAAUACGGCGAAUACAACAGACUCCAGACAAUGCGGCCGUUCUGCGGGUAGCAAUACCCCUUCCCGCGAUUCCGAUCGUGGCGCUCCCUCACCUAGCAACACCACCGCGUGCCCAGCCCCAGUCACCACCACCUCAACAGCCGCUGACACCACCACCUCAACAGCCACUGACACCACCAGCGCUACUACAAAAUCCUGCCCCGCAACAACAAGUUCCGCCACAGCAGCUGCUCCCACAGAUCCUGGCUCAGGCUGGCCACCGACAGUUUGGGUCCAGCGUAGUCCACGAGUGGCUGCGGGACCUGCAGAUGAUCGGCUGCAGAAGUCCCAUGUUGUGGAUUUCUCACACCCGCUGGGCAAAAGUAAGCUCUCCAGCAAGGUUUGCUGACAUUAAGUGGGCAAACAUGGUUCAAGAAAUCCCAAGAUCGAAUAAUUUCACAUGCUUAGAAUGUGGCGAAGUUUUUCGAUCUUGGGAAAUUCUUGUCCAUGUUUGGAAAGUACACUUUGAUGGAUGGUUUGCCUGCGAAUUUUGUCGUAGGUUUUAUUCAUUUCCAGAAGGAAGUGAAAAACAUAUGCGGAAAAGACACCCGACCAUGUGGCGAAGGCGGGGAAAAAAGUCCUACUAAAGGGCAAAAAAAAUAAUAGUAAUAAUAAUAAUAAUACUUUUUUUUGUUGUUGCAUUUUUUUUAUUAUUAUCGUUGUUGUUGUUAUUAUUAUUACUAUUUUUUUUUUUUUAAGAUCAUUAUUAUUAUUAUUUAUUGUGUGCGUGUGCGAGUGUAUGUGUGUGUGGGUAUAAAUUAUUUUAAGACGUGUUAUAGAAAGUAUAAACAAAAAUAACAGUUAUUGUAUAAUUUUAAUGAACGUUAUUAGUAUGCAUGUAUUUUUAUACAUACGUGUAUACUAAUAACGUUUAUAAAAUAGCUGUUAUUUUUGUCUAUAUUUUCUAUAAAAAAAAAAAAAAUUAAAAAUU